This is a messenger RNA of Lathyrus oleraceus (garden pea), 1247 nucleotides long. RefSeq names its product annexin D2. The transcript is spliced from 5 exons. Bases 93 to 1040 code for a protein of 315 amino acids. Lineage: Eukaryota; Viridiplantae; Streptophyta; Magnoliopsida; Fabales; Fabaceae. Gene Ontology annotation, biological process: response to cold; response to heat; response to water deprivation. The record is from RefSeq and is a predicted model, not a curated record. Gene Ontology annotation, molecular function: calcium-dependent phospholipid binding; calcium ion binding; phosphatidylserine binding. Gene Ontology annotation, cellular component: plasma membrane; cytoplasm.
GAAAAAGGAAUACCCCGUAUAAAUGAUUCAGCUCCCAUUUCCUUUUCAGUUUUCAACGGCACAUUCUCGAUCCUGAAAACAACACAUUCACAAUGGCGACAUUGAAGAUCCCCUCUCACGUUCCUCAUCCAUCAGAAGACAGUGAACAAUUGCGUGGUGCUUUUCAAGGAUGGGGAACGAAUGAAGGCUUGAUAAUAUCGAUCCUGGCUCAUAGAAAUGCAUCCCAGCGUAAGGCAAUUCGUGAAACUUAUGCUCAAACACAUGGAGAAGAUCUUCUUAAAGAUUUAGACAAAGAACUUUCAAGUGAUUUUGAGAAAGCUGUGUUGCUGUGGACCUUGGAUCCUGCUGAGCGUGAUGCCUUUUUAGCUAACCAAGCAACUAAAAUGUUGACUUCAAACAACGCUAUCAUCAUGGAAAUUGCUUCCACGAGAUCUCCACUCGAACUCCUUAAGGCAAAGUCAGCAUACCAAUCCCGUUUCAAGAAGUCUCUUGAAGAAGAUGUUGCCUAUCAUACUUCCGGUGACAUCCGCAAGCUUUUGGUUCCUCUUGUGGGCACAUUCCGUUAUGAGGGGGAUGAGGUGAACAUGACAUUGGCAAAAUCUGAAGCUAAAUUGCUUCAUGACAAGAUCGCAGAUAAGGCCUACAAUCAUGAGGACCUGAUCAGGAUCGUAACAACAAGGAGUAAAGCGCAGUUAAAUGCAACUUUGAACCACUAUAACAAUGCGUUUGGCAAUGUAAUAGACAAGGAUCUGGAAACUGGUUCUGAAGAUGAAUAUCUGAAAUUAUUGAAGGCAGCAAUUAAGUGCUUGACCUACCCUGAGAAAUAUUUUGAGGAACUCUUAAGGCUGGCUAUAAACAAGAUGGGAACAGAUGAAUUGGCCCUAACUAGAGUGGUGACAACGAGAGCUGAGGUUGAUUUGCAGCGUAUUGCAGAGGAAUACCAAAGAAGAAACAGUGUUCCUCUGGAUCGUGCAAUUGACAAUGACACUUCCGGAGACUAUCAGAAAAUUCUCCUGGCGUUGUUGGGACGUGAGGACUAGAGUUUUUACUCCGUCUAGUAGUCAUGAGAUGACUGUGUAGGCUAUCUACUUUUCCUUUAUCAUCAGUGUGAUUUUGUUGUGGACUUGCUGGUAACCUGAUUGUUAGAUGUAUGAGAUAUCCUGGUGGCUUUAAAUAAUAUGUUUUGAAUAUGUACUGAAAUUCAAAAUAGAACUUUGCCUCCUUAAAUAAAGAUGCAUCCUUGUCUA